UAAAACCCAUGAAUGGCGGAUUGUGAAUAGCGAUGAGGGGUUGGGAUUGUUGGUUAGGAAUUGUAUUGUGAUGUCACAAAUUUGUACAUUAUAUUUUUAUUUAUAUAAUUAAAUUUUGAAAUUUUAAAGAAGCUAACAUUUGUGUUAGUGAUGCUUGGUUUAGUGGUAAUUUCAAAGUCUAAAUAUAUUUAGUGGGAAUGGAAUCUAACCCUGCAUUUAUAAUUCUAUCUAAAAGGUUCAUGAUAGUUUGAUAACUAUCUUUCAUAAGUAGCCUAUAUAAGACUUAUUGUUAACUCUUUAGUUUGAUAAUUGCAGAUUUCAGAAAUAUAUGUAUUCAUAAUAAACUAAAGGUGAAAUUUGGUUUUCUUUAUUUAUAUAAAUCUUCAUUGGUGCAUUUUUUAUUCUAGUUUUUCUUUCUGUAUACAAUUUCAUCCUUAUAAUUAAGCCCAUGUUAUUACGGUUUUUGUUAUUAAUGUACUCUAUUCAGUAGGCCUAAUCAUAUACCCUUAAGUAUGAUAAAGUGAAUCAUCCCGGGCAGCUAACUAGAUAUUGAAAAAUAAAAUUAGACCUACUGUAAAAUGGGAAACAAAAACAGUUGUUGUGCAUAUUCGAGCCCUCCCACUGGGAGAAAGAACAAUGAUUUUGAAGAGCCUGUUCCAGAGGGUGAAGAAAGUAUUGGUAAUCUCCAACAUAUAAGUGAAAGAGAGCCUGAAGACUGUGAUACUGACCCAUCGUUACAUCCUAAGGCAGGAACAAUAUUUUUAGACCGGUAUAAAGUUGAAAAUGGACUAGUAAGAAAAAAGAGCCAAAAUCAUAUUGAUUCUCGGGGUGGAUUGAAGAAGAGCAGUUCAUGUUCUACAAUCUACCUUGAUGACAGCACCGUAUCUCAGCCUAACCUAAAAAACACUGUGAAGUGUGUAUCCCUUGCCAUUUACUACCAUAUCAAGAAUAGAACCUCAGCUCGUCAUAUUGAUAUAUUUGACGAGAAAAUGCAUCCACUAACGAGGGAUGGUGUACCUGAUGACUACAACAAACAUAAUCCUGAACAUAGACAAAUCUACAAGUUUGUCCGCACUCUGUUCAAUGCAGCUCAGCUUACAGCGGAGUGUGCCAUCAUCACCCUGGUGUACUUGGAAAGGCUACUGACGUACGCUGAGGUAGACAUCACACCGGCUAGCUGGAAAAGAAUAGUACUUGGAGCAAUCCUGCUCGCUUCCAAGGUAUGGGAUGACCAGGCGGUCUGGAACGUGGACUACUGCCAGAUUCUCAAAGAUAUAACUGUUGAAGACAUGAACGAACUGGAGAGACAGUUCCUGGAAAUGUUGCAGUUCAACAUCAAUGUGCCCUCCAGUGUUUACGCCAAGUACUACUUCGACCUGAGGACUCUGGCCGAGGCCAAUGACUUAGCAUUCCCCGGAGAGCCUCUGAGCAAGGAGCGGGCCCAGAAGUUGGAGGCCAUGUCUAGACUGUGUGAGGAAGCGUUCAAGUCCAACCUCAAGAAAUGGUCCAGUCUGGACAAUGUCAACAAUCCUCCCAACAUACCGAGAAGAAGUGUGGCCAUUCUCUCUUAGUACACUUGCUACCUUAUAUCUGUUUAGUUUGGGGAAUCAAUAGUUAUUACAGCGUAUCGAUGCAUGUUUUCAGGGGUUUUAUGUAUAGGCGUAUUGUGGAAUUAAAUAAUUGUAAAUUGUUAUAAAACAAAUUAUAAUUUUUGUAACGUUUGUUUAUUCUGAUAUUGUACUUCUAAACCGAUGUAAGAGGGUCCCUUUAAUUGGUGCUCAGCCUAUUAUUAAAUUAUUUUUCAUGGACACUAAAAAUUUAUUUUGUUCUUGUAAUUCAGUAGAUUUCAAACAAUUGAUGGAGCAUUAUGCAAUGAAUUUUUGUGAUAUUAAUUGUGGAAGAAUUGCCGAUUUAUUGCUUUCUUAUAACUCUGUGAUUUCUUGCAAUCAUGACAAUUUCUCUAAUUGUAUCUUUUCUUUUGCAAGAUAUAAACAAACAACUAUAUUAAAACUAUAAAUUUGAAAAUUAUUUUUGAUAUAUUCUUAAAGUGUUACCAAUUAAAUAAGUUAGCAGUUGAUUCCCUUUGCUAAUUCUUUCUGGUUCUGUCUUUAGUUACCAAAUAAAUGUUUUAAAAUAUUUUAUUUGAAAAAGAUUUAUAUACCUUUUAGGAAUUUUUGCUUUUGAAGCGGUAUUCCAAAUUGUUAUGUGAUACGUAAAAUAGCAUCGCAUUUACACGAUUGUUGCAUUUUGACAUUCUUCAAUUCACAGUUCUCGUGUAGUUAGUUUAAUGUCAUUAAUAAAUGCCACUAUAUUUAGUUUACCAUUGUUAUUAGUUUGAUAAGCAAAGUUUUGUAACCUUAUUAUACUAUCUUUGAGUAACUACUUAGUUUUGAUCACUCGUUUAGUUUUAGAGUUACAAUGUUGGAAGCACUGCAGCUGUAAUGUAUGAUUCGCCAGACUAACUCCAGGCUGCUGUAUUGUAUAUAUACUGUAUAAAGUAAAGGCUCGUGGAAGGGAUGCUCCUAUCAUAAUUGUGCUUCCCUCUCCUCAGGUGCUAAUCUCUCUGUAUAUUUAUCACCUGGUUUCUAGUUAUUAUUGGGGUGGACAAUUCCGAUUCUUGAUUCUUACCAGAUAUGCAAUGGGGAAGUACAAAUGAAGUAUGCACUAUUGGCAAUUAAAUGUACAAAUACAAUUUCACUAUAAAUUAAAUAAUUCAAUAUUAUUGAAUGUUCUAAUAAAAUAUUAAACUUAUUUAUAAAUUUACCAACAAAAUAUAAAAAUUACUGAUAAAAUGGUAUUUUAUCAAUUCUACCAGAUUAACGGUUAUUAUUAUUUGUAAAAACCAGAAUUAGAGCCAAGUCAAGAACAAGAAUCGGAACAGAAUAUGCAACCAGCCCAUUCCUAAUGUUUUGCAUUGUAAUUAAAAAGCUUAUUAUGCCAACAUUCUCAUUUAAUUUGUCAUAAUUUUAACAAGCAAUAAUUAAUUAUUUACUGCUUUUCUGUCCACAAACGUUAGCAAAUGUAAGUUGCAAAAAGUCAAUAUUUAUACUACUUGGUUUCAUCAUUCGAAUGUAUACACCAAUUUCGUACUGAUCGUGACAGAAAUUGCAAUAAAUAAUUUUUGUUGUAAAAAUUGUAUAGUUAUAAUGUGUACGCUGAAGCAGCUAAGCAAAUGUUUAUUAAUAUUCUUAUAAAUAAUUAUUUAGAAAAUAAUAUAUUAUCAUAUUAUCGGGUUGUGAUAAACACUAUUGUGACGAUGCCAAGUUUGUGAUGUAACCAACUUUAGCGGUUGUCAAAGAUGCUCAAAGCUGGCCAUUUUCUAUUAAUAUAAUAAUAUCGUAAUCUUUCUAGGUGAAGAUCUGUUACUAAAGUGUAAUUUAUUAUUCACUCAGUCUGUGAAGUUUUUACAUCACCAUCGGUAGAUUAAGUGUAAAUUGUAAGCCAGAAAUGUUAAAUUAUAUAUAUUUGGUAUCAAACUUAACGACGGAUGUUUUUAAAAUAGGCCUAGUCAGGAAUACCAAAGGGAAGUGGUGGUAGAGUAAUACUCAUAUGUGCCUUUCGUCGUGUGUCUAGUCCACACAGGCAGGCUAUGCUCUCUGUGCUUACCAACUGUCCUCAUUGAAUAUUUUGGUUUUAGUGGUAAUUUGUGAUUGAUUUAUUAUUCUGAUAUAAAACAAACUAGCUCUAGAUCAUGAUUGAUCGGAUAAAACAUCUCAUAAGUUUGAUUACUAUCUUAAACAAAUAAUUUUGCAAAACUGUGUAAUGACACAAUAUACUGACCUUUUGUAUAUUUGUAAACUUGUAAUUUGAAAAUAGCUUCGCAUAAGGUUUUUGUGAAAUUUAAAUUAAACUGUUAUAGAUUAUAAUUUAAUAUCUGCCAUACUUUCUGUAAAGCUCAUCAAUAACUGAAUAAAGCCAAAUUUGUGAACAUAUUUCAAGAAUUAUAUCAUAAUUGUAGUAAGUAACAUAGUAAUAUUUUGUACAGUACUGUAUUUUGUACUGUUCAGCAUCUAAAUUUGUAUGGACAUUGGAAUGUCCUACUGGUUUAUGUAGAGAUUAUGCAAUGACUAGUCACUCAGCCUUGACUGACUCGAAGAUACAAGUGAAAUGACGUUCACUAUGCUAAUCUCCACAGUAUUUGUUGUCUUAUCAAGUAGUAAAUAUCAAAUCUAGUUUACUGUUAUGUCAUUAUCUUAUUUCCUAUUUCAUUUAUUUACACCCAAUUGUAAUUUAUGCUAGUGUAUUUAAAAUGUUCAAAAUGUGUUUCAUUUUACAAACACCAGGUAAAAAUGUACCAUAUUUAACAGGUAAAUUAGUGCAUGUUAGCCACAAAGACUCAUGAAUCAGUAAUUUGAUUGUUGAUAAUUAAGUACCAAAACCUAAGGUCUAAUUGCUUAUUAUCAAUGGACAUUGGUUAUUCAAUUUUUCCCCGAGUUAUUUUGCAUAUCAUUAGUGGCUUCUUAAUUUUAAAUCUAUGAAAGGUUAUUUUAUGGCAGAUAUAAUUGUGAGUGCUAAAUCAGAGUACAAAAUAAUGAAGAUUUUAUAUCUGUAACACACUUUAAUAGACGGAUUUUUAAUACUGAAUAUAUUUUGAAUAUAAUUAUUGUUUCUUAACUUAACAAAGCUCAAUGAUAAGUAAAGUGUAUAUUCCCAUCUUCUUCUAUCCUUCUGAGUAAACAAAGUGCAAGAGAGUGAGAGCACAAUGGUAAAAUUCUGCCAAAAUUCUUCUAAAGGAUGUGUUUUUGAAUCUAUCACAGCACAUUCUUUGAUCCUGUACAUAAAUUCGUAGCAAUGUAGUAUAUCUUUGUAAAUAUCAAGAUAUAGACUCACUUUUGUUAUUACACACUCACUAAUACGUUAUUUUUUCAUUUCAAAUGUUUAUUUUCUAUAGAACUUAGUGUUGUGUACGUAUAAAGUUAUUUUUAUUAUACUGUAAAUUUUAUCAUCAAGAAUGAAAUUCAGGUUUUAAUAUAAAUACGUUAAGGUUUAUUCUCAUCUUUAAAAAUCAACUCUUUCAAUUAUUGAAUGGGUGGUGUGUGACGUCUCCAACUUGUGGAUAAAAAUAAGCCAUUCCUGAUUAUUCUCAGUUUGCUCCAUUUAAUGUCACAAAAAUCAUGUGCUUUUCAGAAUAAUAGUAACAAUAAUAUACUCAAAUUUCUAGUUAGUUUUGGCCAAUUUACUUAUUUUACAAAGCCUAUACUUAUAUCUUAAUUGGUAUGGGCUUUAAUAAAAAAAACAAAACAUAGUACCUAACAAUAAAUUCUUACGCUAUAUUGGAGUUGUUCAGUAUUCAUUAUCAGUAAGUGAUCAGAAAAUACAAGUUGAGUGGAGUGAAAUCGGGGAAUUAAAUUUUGUUGAAUAAAAAAAAUAUCAGUUUAGUGUUUGAUUAUUUUCCAUGUAAUCUGUAUAAGGUAAUACAAACAAAAAUGUUCAAUAAAAUGUAUAUGGCGUCAUUUCAGCUUGUGGUACCACUUGUUCAUUAUUAGAAUACUCCUGUUCAUAGCUAUCUCUACAUAUUUUAUAAAAACAGGCUUUGUUAAUAUGCACCAGUUGCAAUGUGUCGAAUUGAUGCAAACAGUUUUUUCACAUUUCGUUAUGUUAUGAACCGUAUAUUCAGUCGCCAUUCCUCUCCCUUGCCUUCACUUCUUUCGAUGUAAGUUGUAUCUGCAUGCUCAUAAAGCGUGUUUCACUAAUCGUAUUAUAUAAAUACAGAAUAAUGUGGCCUCCUGAAAAAAAAUUAUUAUCUGAAUAUAUUGAAAGGUACACAGAAAAAUGUCUUAAAUUUUUGGAUAAAAUCAAGACAAUCGGUUAUUAAUCAUUCAAGUAUUUUUUUUUUUUAUGUGAUAAUCUUCAAUAAGUUGGUGGAAUAUUGAAUGAGUCUUACGCCCCUUCAUCCUUUUAUCAAUAAUAAUCUAGGGUGAGUUAGGUUAAGAGAUUGGCGUAGAGAAGCGUUGAAGUACGAAGCAGCAAAGUGCAUGUGUGACUGAGACAAUAAUGUGUCACCCCCCUCAGAUGUUGUUUGUUUAAGCUUUAGAUUCAGAUUUUGUUUUUGCUGUUAUUAAAAUAUUUCUUGUAGACAAUGUCGGAAUCGUAAGUAAUUAAAAAAAAAACAAAAACAAUCUUAAUCAAAUAUGCCUACUACUUAAAAUAUUUCUAUGCACAGAUAUGUUGAUGGGUUCAAAAGAUUGGUUUUCAGCUUGACUUUUUUAAGAUUUGCAGCUUUAUGGCAAAAAAGCAUGAACAUGUAGGCUAAUAUCCAACAUUAGUUAUUAACUCUUGCCAUACACAUUUCCUGUUUCUUUAUUCAGCACAUAGCCUGUACACUAAUCCACGUUUUAUAUAGGACAUUUUGAAAUAUCCUCACUUUUUUAUAUUCCCCAUUUGUCAAGAAUUGUUAUGGCCUACAUUGUAUUCAAUGACAUAUUUUUAUUGUAUCUGACAGAUUUAAGUACAAGAACUUUUAGGUGCAAAUUAUGAAAUGUAAUUGUUUGUAGAAUUGAUGGGGCGUUGUGGUCUAAGGUGACUUUGGGUCUGAAUUAGAGAUAUCACAGGUUCAAAUCCUGUUUGUGACUGUUGCAUUUUUUUCGGUACUGUUGACCUUGUACUGUAUAGACUCUUCUUUUUUGUUUGAUAAGAUCCUUGCACAGGCCAGUGGCCAAUGAGGGUUGACAGAAUAAUGCUGAAAAGGGACCUGCUUCUUCUUAAAAAAACUUAAAUAAAUAACUAAAAUUGAUCCACAACCCAACAACCCAUUGGAUUAAUAAAUAAAUAGUACUUUUUACAUUCCAAAUUGCUUCAUACCUUUUUUUCAGGUUCGGAGCAGGCAAUUUGCUUUGAAAAUAAAACCGAUACAACUAAAGCAUAUAUGGCUGAUUUUAAUCAAAUGUUUUGAACGAUCAAGCUAAAUAUAUAGGCUUGAAAUAAUUCCAAAAAACAUUUGAGACUAAUGCUUUAUGUGGGAGUGCAACUUUUUAUAUUGAUUUAGAUUUGCAAAACAUUAAGCAAUUGAGUUUAUUAGCAAGUAUUUUAUAUCAACUAAAUACGUUCAAUUACCCAGAAGAGUUUACUUUUGGCUGGUUAUACCUUCCAGUUGAAUCCACACUGGACGCAGCAAAAACCAAUGUGUCACUUAAAUUUGGGCAAACUUGUGGAUGUCCAGGAGCGGCACAUCACUAACUGCAAAUGUUGAGAUUCUGGGGUACAAGGGUAAUUCGAUAGGUCUAGUCUACUGCGGGAGAUGACUGUUGGAGAUGGUAGGGUUCGUUUCCUAAGAGUCAAAAUUUUUUGCCAUUGUAGACAUAAGUGUGUGCCACCCCCUGUCUGCUUUGACUGGAGAUGCUGGUUCAGAGCUGCUUCUCCUUCUGCCUAGAGGACCUGACAAGAUUAGUGCCCUAAUUCUUCCUCAUGGAACUCGACAGGAGGCGGCCCCUACUCCUAACCUUACUCAUCCAGAAUAUCCAGUCACUCCAAAAGCAGCGCAAAGGUCCUUAUAGGACUAAGUGCAAUUUUUAAGCUUCUUGUCCUGAGAGAAAAAAAAUCCAUAUAUUUAAAGAGAAACACAAUUUUUUGUUGAUAAAUAAGCCAUUUAUAACGUGGACACUACUCACAUUAGAAAAGAUUAGGGUUGGUUUAGUCUUUGUAAAACUAUAGAAAUCUAGGCAGUAUUAAUUUGUGUGUGUGUCACAGAAAUAUGUUAGGACAAUGUUUAAUGCAUUUUUGGGGAAUGUCAGAGCAUAAGGUGAAUAAUAUGUUUUUUACAAAUAUAAACCACUGCCACUGUGACAUUCAAAUUUUUAUUUUUAAUUACACAAGGUAAUAAUAUCAUUUAAUUAAAAUGUUACUUUAAAAAAUGGAUGUGAAAUUUAUCAAUAAACCCAUGAUUGAUUACAUAAGUCUUGGUACAAAACUAAUUGGGUAAAAGCAAAUUCCGAUGUUUAUGUUCCUUUGUAGGGUUCUGGUUCCCGCUGUGCCAAAUUCAGCCAUGAGAAGUUUGGUUUUGUCCUUGGUUGCUAUUUGUCCAUUCUCACCAUGUAUUUACCCAGAUGUAAAAUGUAGAAGUUUUAUCAAGUGCACAAUAAUAAAAAUAAGAAUAAUUUAUUCCAUUGAUCUGUUUACAGGAAUAGAACAAGUCAUUUUAAAAUGUACAAUGCAUAAGAGCUAGAAAUAAUUACAUUAACACAAAAGUGUUGUAAAAGGUCCACAUGAAAUUAAAAGUAAUGUAGCGACAAACAAAAAGUAAUUAUAGUUAGUUACAAAUUAAAAUCUAACAUUAAUAUGACAAUUCAUGAAUUCCUCGAUGCUGUAAAAAGGACUUUUCACUAGUCAAUCAUAUAACAUUGUUUUUUUUUAAGAAACAAGUCUCGCAUCAGGCUUAUUAAAAAAAUGUAUAAAAUUUAAUUUAAACAAGCUCUUAGUUUUAGCUGGUCUGUGAGGCAAUAUAUCAAUCUUUUUCCUUCCCCCAGUGUUGUAAAAGUAAAGUAAAGAUGUAUUAUUUUAUCAGGCGAAGUUAGGGCUAAAAAACCUCUCUAACACAACCUGGAGACCAGUGGCUUAAAGGUGACUUCCAAACCACCACUAAUGGCCGGGCAGGCGGGCUGCUUGCAAGGACAGGAUCGCUCAGCGGUCACCCAUCCAAGCAGCAUCCACGCUCGAUGUUCCUUGACCCGGUUAUCUUGCGAUAACUGUUAUACCCGCUAUUUUUUAUUGAUGGAUUUGCUGUCUUUGACGAAAAAGAUCCAAAUUAUAUUUUGUAUACAAUAAAUCUUGAAAAAUAGGAUAUCUCUUGACUCAAAAAUGUUAUUUUACCUUCUAAUAUAUGUUUACAUAUAUUAAAACAAACAUCCUGUAUGUAGAGCCAAAAGCCAAUCGUAAAUUAAUUUUGUUGCGGAUUAUUACUUGAUAAUACCUAAGGUUUGUUUAUUUCUGUUUGAAAUUCAGCGUCUUGUAAGUCACAUUAAAGUAGAUUGGUUAUACUUAUUCACUUACAAUUUUUUGAAGCUUGUUAUUAACCCUUUCCGGAUGAAACAUGGGCAUUGCACAUAUGGCAUAAUGUUCAUAUAACACCAGCUAUGCAAUCCAGUUGAAUAUAGCAGCAAGUGCGAGUGUCUUAGGUGAGCUAUCUGCACAUGAAAUAUAUCGUUAGGAUGGCUGUCCGGUCUAUAGUGCUACUCUUGGACACAGGAGUUAGCCCUGGAGUCACGAGUUCAAUUCCCCCAUUUGACAUUAACGAUUUUUGUGGUCUGGUGUACAUUUAAGACAGUCACUGGUCUGUGGUAAAGCCGGUGGGAGGGCCCACCAUAAAUUAAUGGUUGUUGGUGUGGGUGGAAGUUGACGGGAUCAGUGAUUUUCUUAUAUAAGUGUACCAGAUCCAAAACACGCGUUUUGAAUUUUUGUCAUCACUAUUAAAAAAAAAACAAGUUAUUUACGUUUAUUUUAUACUCUACGGGGCAUUUAUUAUUGAAUCAUGACCAUAAUAAUAGUUUUUAAGAAUUAAAAAACCAUUUAUACUACUUAAACACUACGUAACGCGUGAAAAGGGUUAACUGAAUGUUUAAAUACAACCAGAAAAAGAAAUUAGCACUUUUUAAUUAGGCCCGAAAGGGUUAAAAUUAUUUUUACACAGUGUGUUUGAUAUGAGUUUUGUAACUUGGAUUUACCGCACAAACUGCAAACUAGUUCGUGCUUUAUUCAGCUUGCCUAUAUAAAUAUCUCUUGAUUUUACACUUAGUUUUUUUUUUUUCUAGCUAUUUAUCACUUUGUUACUCUUGAGUUUAUUAGUGAGAAUGGCCUCUAUGAAUUAGAUACAUAUGGAUCUUAGCAACAUUUCUUGAAAGUUCUCUUCCAUUUCUCAUGGAAUACUAAGAAUCACUCCAGCUAAGUAUGUAUAAUACCAUUGUAAAUUAACAUGUACAUUGUUUAAUGUAUGGUAAAUAAUUUAGGUAAAUCAUGAUAAAUCAUUGACUGUUACUCAUGUAUGUUUUAAAUACAUUUGGUAUGUAUCUC
This is a messenger RNA of Homalodisca vitripennis (glassy-winged sharpshooter), 10002 nucleotides long. RefSeq names its product cyclin-Y (gene CycY). Gene Ontology annotation, cellular component: plasma membrane. The coding region runs from base 579 to 1571 and encodes 330 amino acids. The transcript has 6 exons. Gene Ontology annotation, biological process: regulation of canonical Wnt signaling pathway; regulation of cyclin-dependent protein serine/threonine kinase activity. NCBI's taxonomy places the organism in Eukaryota, Metazoa, Arthropoda, Insecta, Hemiptera, Cicadellidae. Gene Ontology annotation, molecular function: cyclin-dependent protein serine/threonine kinase activator activity; protein kinase binding. The record is from RefSeq and is a predicted model, not a curated record.